Ipomoea triloba (trilobed morning glory) is the source of this 571-nucleotide messenger RNA. RefSeq names its product mitochondrial import receptor subunit TOM7-1. The record is from RefSeq and is a predicted model, not a curated record. Gene Ontology annotation, biological process: protein import into mitochondrial matrix. The transcript has a single exon. NCBI's taxonomy places the organism in Eukaryota, Viridiplantae, Streptophyta, Magnoliopsida, Solanales, Convolvulaceae. Bases 79 to 318 code for a protein of 79 amino acids. Gene Ontology annotation, cellular component: mitochondrial outer membrane translocase complex.
UAUAAAUAGAUCCAGAGGCAGAUCACCACGCAGAUUUCCUGACUACGCAAAGGAAAAGAAUCAGACGAAACGGUAAAAAUGUCUUCCAAGAUUAUGUUAAAGCCGAAGGGGAAGGUCACCAAGAAGGUGGCGGCGGCCGCGGAAGAUGACGACGGAGGAGCGGUGGCGGCGGUGUCCAAGUUCGUGAAGGAGUGGGGGACGUGGACGGCGAAGAAGGCCAAAGUAAUAACUCACUAUGGCUUCAUCCCCUUGAUCAUCGUCAUUGGCAUGAACUCCGAGCCCAAGCCCUCUCUCUCUCAGCUCCUCUCUCCAGUCUGAGAAAGGAAAAUUCCAAACCAAUCGAUUUUGCUCGUCACCGCCCAGAUCGUAUGAAUCUUGGUUUAUCAGUCGAUUUCACAGUUAUCACUAGCUAAUUUGAGUACUGAUAGUUUUUUAUUUUUGUCUAUUUUUCAUUGUGAUUCUCGGAUAGACUAUGAUAUUUUGUCAACCUGUUAACGGCAUCGUUAUAUUGGCUAUCGUUCAGAACAUGAUUUUUAAUAAUUAGGGUUGUUUUUUAUUUGCAUUAUUUCUA